ACAAACAAUCAGUCCAAUAGUUUAGUCUAUUUGCUAAAUUCGUUAAGUAAACUUUGGACACAGAAACACAGUAAACAUGAAAUACUUGUUGGUUUUGUUGGCUUUAAUGCCCUUGGCUUUGGCAGCUGAAUAUCAAGAAAUAGCUGAAGCCAAACAACGCUCCAUUUCCAGCCAAGUGGUUGAUGCCAUUGAAGCUGCCAAGGAACAAAUGCCCUGUGGUUUCCCUGGAUUGGGUAUACCUCCAUUGGCUCCCUUAAAAAUUGCCCACCAGGAAAUCGAAAUUGACAUUCCAGCCAUUCAGGCUUUUGGUGAAAUCAAUAAUUUCCGUUUGGAUGGUUUGAACGAUUUCGAUAUUGUUGAGUUCAAAGUCAGUCCCAUUUUCAGCCGUGUCAAUUUCAAAUUCAACUGGAAUCAUGUCUACUUCAAUACCGACUAUCAAAUGUCUUCGGCUAGAGGUAAUAUGGGUUUGAAAAGAUCUGGCCCCGCUAAAUUUGCUUUGAAAGAUUUCACUGUUUGGGGUGUGAUUAAAUACAAUUUGGGUUUGAUUAGCGGCAAUUUGAGUUUGAAGGAGUUGAGUGUGUAUGUGUCGUUGGGUGAAGUGAAAUCGGAAAUUGGUGGUUUAUCCAAAAUUCCCAUUAUCAACAGGAAAUUGAAUCGUAUUAUUGAGGAAUGGUUCAUGAUUACGGUGAAUGAUAAUACCAACAAGGUGGCUGAAUUGACUAAUAGCAUGGUGGUGCCGAUUGUCAAUGAUAUGUUGAGUGAUAUGAGUCUUGGCGAUCUUUUGGGUAUGAUUGGUGGUGGUGGCAGUGGAGAAGGUGAACCAGCUGAAAAGGUGCCCUGUGUGCCACCACAGGAUGCCGAUUUUAUGAAAUAUUUUUACUAAGUAAGAAAAUAAAUAAAGUGAUUGUAAAAUUAAAUAAAGUUAAGCCCUCUA
Molecule: messenger RNA, 934 nt
Organism: Calliphora vicina (urban bluebottle blowfly)
Lineage: Eukaryota; Metazoa; Arthropoda; Insecta; Diptera; Calliphoridae
Exons: 2
Coding region: 77-883 (268 amino acids)
Source: RefSeq, a predicted model, not a curated record